AUGGAUCUCCGGAAUCCAUAUCCAUACACAGUUUAUGAUGUCGAGUGGGAUUUCGUGGACUACCAACGGUCUUGCUUGAGUGGUAAGAUAGAUCCUUCUUUGCUUAGCUUAAAGCAUAUAUAUUACUUAGACCUAAGCUGGAAUGAUUUUAAAGGGAUUCACAUUCCCAACUUUUUGGGGAAGCUUAAGAGCUUGAGGUAUCUCAAUCUCUCCUAUGCUGCAUUUUCAGGAGAGAUUCCUCAUUUUCUUGGUAACCUCUCAAACUUGAACUAUCUUGACCUUGACUAUAGCCGUCACAACAACGACCUUGGGGAAACCCUCUUUUCCAAAAACUUGAAUUGGCUUUCUCGGCUCUCUUCCCUGAAGUACCUCAAUCUUGGAGGAGUUGACCUUAGCAUGGCAGGAGUGAGUUGUUUACAUUAUGUCAACAUGCUUCCCUCACUAUUAGAGUUGCAUUUAUCUGCAUGCGGCAUUGAUUCGAACCAGCUUCUACUCUCUUUACCGACCCUUAACUUCACAUCCCUUUCAGUCCUUGAUAUGUCUGCAAAUUAUGUCAAUUCUUCGCUUCCCAGCUGGUUGUCUAGCAUCACAAGUCUAAGGACACUUGAUCUAGACAACAAUUUAUUCUUUGGUCCCAUUCCUGACGAAUUUUCUAGCUUCAAAAAUCUUGAGCACCUUGAUUUAUCUUUUAAUCAACUUGAAGGUCAAAUUCCCAAACUCAUUGGGAACUUUUGUACCCUAAAGACAUUAAAUCUUGCUGCAAACUUGUUUGAGAAGGAAGGUAUACAAGAUGUUUUGAAUGGUCUCACAGACUGUUCAAAUACAACACUAGAGUCACUAGAUUUGUCUCUCAAUGGGCUGGAAGGUGAAUUGCCUGCUUCCAUAGGAAGGUUGCACAAAUUGCAAUAUCUUAACCUCGACCAGAACUCCUUUUCCGGAUCAAUUCCAGAAUCUAUUGGAAACUUAUCAUCCUUGAGACAACUGAUCCUCUCUGUGAAUCGUAUGAACGGAUCCAUUCCUGAGAGUUUGGGACAACUUCCUCAGCUAGUUCACUUAAACCUGUCUCAAAAUUUUUGGGAGGGCAUCUUAACAGAAUCCAGUUUGAUAAAUCUCACAAAAUUAGAUUUUUUUUCAGUAAGCACAGUCAGGCCUAUACCUCUCAUUUUCAAUGUGACUUACGACUUUGUUCCUCCUUUCAAGCUCCGUGAAAUUCACAUUCUGAAUUGUCUAGUCGGUGAUGCAUUUCCGGUCUGGCUUCAAUCACAAACUGAAUUGUCAGCUGUCACCCUUAGUGGUACUGGAAUUUCUGGCAUACUAGAGCAAUGGUUGUUGAAGAUAUCAUCCCAAGUUGAGUAUUUGGAUCUCUCCAACAAUCAAAUCCAAGGAAAGCUUCCAUUUCAAUUCAAAUUUCCAAAAUUGGUCAGAUUAGAUUUGAGUCAUAAUCAAUUUUCCAUGUCUAUUCCCUUGAAUUUUGGACAGCUAAUGCCGAAUCUAGAAACGUUGUCCCUGUCUGAUAAUCAUUUAGAUGGUACCAUUCCACCCUCUAUUUGUGAAAUUCAGUAUCUUUCGAUCAUGUCUCUAAGAAACAAUCACCUAUCUGGAGAGUUUCCUCGAGCAUGGAGUUUGUGGAGCGAAAUCUCUCUUGUGGACGUCACAAACAACAAUCUCUCUGGUAAUAUUCCUAGUUCAAUGGGUAUCCCAAGUAGUCUUACUGUAUUGAAGAUGAGCAACAAUAAUUUUGGCGGUGAAAUUCCUUCCUCCUUGCAGAAUUGCUCCCUGUUGAGUAGAAUUGAUCUCUCAGGCAACAACUUUUCUGGAAAUCUGCCUUCAUGGAUAGGAUCAAAGGUGAAAUUAGGUAUACUACAAUUGUGCUCAAACUCUAUGAGUGGUCACAUUCCCCAACACAUUUGCAAUCUUUCCAAUCUCCAUGUCCUGGACCUUGCUCAUAACAGGUUUUCAGGUACCAUUCCAAAGUGUUUGAAUAAUAUGACUUCUUUAAGAAGUGAAGAGUUCAGUUAUUGGGAUGUCAGCGAUUUUGGUGAGCAAAUAACAAUAAUAUCAAAAGGAAGAGAACUCGAAUAUGGUAACUCCAAUGUGAAUUUGGUGAAGGGUAUUGAUCUUUCCUCAAAUAACUUGGAAGGUGAAAUUCCUGAAGAGAUAAGCAGUCUCAUUGCAUUGCGUACCUUGAACUUGUCGAGGAAUCAUUUACAUGGAAAGAUUCCCUCCACCAUUGGAAACAUGAGUUCGCUGGAAACACUUGAUCUCUCACACAAUCACCUUCUUGGAGAGAUUCCUCAAAGCUUGUCUGCCUUGAACUUCUUGAAUCACUUGAACUUGUCUUACAACAACUUUUUUGGAAGAAUUCUUUCCGGCGAUCAACUCCAAACACUGACCGAUCCAUCCAUUUAUGACGACAAUCCAUCAUUGUGCGGCUUUCCUCUUUCAACAAAGUGCCCCGGAGAUGACAAACCUACUAGCAGUGGGAAUCUUCCUGUCCAAGACAAAGAUGAAGAUGGCAAUGAAAAGCUUGGCCUCUACGCUAGCAUUGCGUUUGGCUUUAUCACAGGCUUCUGGGGUGUCUGUGGCACAUUGCUUGUGAAUAAAUCAUGGAGGUAUGCCUAUUUUCGAUUCUUUGACAACAUCAAAGAGAAGAUAAUAGUGGCAAUUGCAGUGAAAGUUACUCGUCUCCGAAGAACAAACCUUUGA
Molecule: messenger RNA, 2706 nt
Organism: Fragaria vesca subsp. vesca
Lineage: Eukaryota; Viridiplantae; Streptophyta; Magnoliopsida; Rosales; Rosaceae
Product: LRR receptor-like serine/threonine-protein kinase GSO1-like
Exons: 1
Coding region: 1-2706 (901 amino acids)
Molecular function (GO): protein binding
Source: RefSeq, a predicted model, not a curated record